GCGGGAGCGGGGGUAGCGUUGGCGGCGGCGGCUCCUCCUCGGCCAUCCCCUCGGAGCCGUGCAGCUGACGCGCAUGGCGAAGACAGCGGCGCCUACCGAUGGGAGCAGCGGUUCUCAACUGGACCCGGUUGGUGGCCUGAAUGUAUUAGCUUCGCUGCGUCUGCCCAAGAGAAAUAAGAAUGUCUAAGCCCCUGGAGGCCGAGAAGCAAGGUCUGGACUCCCCGUCAGAGCACACAGACACUGAAAGAAAUGGACCAGACACUAAUCAUCAGAACCCCCAGAGUAAGACCUCCCCGUUCUCCGUGUCCCCAACUGCCCCCAGCACCAAGGUGGGCAUUCUCUCUGGCCUCCACUUAACAUUCUGGGGUCCCGGACCCUGCCUCUCUCCUCCCCAGAUCAAGGCUGAAGACCCCAGUGGUGACUCAGCCCCGGCAGCACCCCCACCCCCUCAGCCGGCUCAGCCUCAUCUGCCCCAGGCCCAACUCAUGUUGACAGGCAGCCAGCUCGCUGGGCUCACGGCGCUGAUGCCGGCUCAGCAGCAGCUCCUCCUGCAGCAAGCGCAGGCCCAGCUCUUGGCCGCCGCCGUGCAGCAGUCCAAUGCCGCCGCUGCUGCUGCCGCCGCCUCCUCCUCCGCCUCCUCUUCCUCCUCUUCCUCUGCCUCCUCCUCGACCUCGCAGCCCCCAGCCUCCUCUGGGGGAGGUGACCUGCCACCACCACAGCCUGCCAGCCAGCCCCCUGGGACCCCACAGCUCACCUUGUCCCAACCCAUCCAGCUCACAGCACAGGACAUACAGCAGCUCCUCCAGCUCCAGCAGCUGGUGCUUGUGCCAGGUCACCACCUCCAGCCACCUGCUCAGUUCCUGCUCCCACAGGCCCAGCAGAGUCAGCCAGGCCUCCUACCGACACCAAAUCUAUUCCAGCUACCUCAGCAAACCCAGGGAGCUCUUCUGACCUCCCAGCCCCGGGCCGGGCUUCCCACACAGGCCGUGACCCGCCCCACGCUGCCCGACCCGCACCUCUCGCACCCGCAGCCCCCCAAAUGCUUGGAGCCACCAUCCCACCCCGAGGAGCCCAGUGAUCUGGAGGAGCUGGAGCAGUUUGCCCGCACCUUCAAGCAACGCCGCAUCAAGCUGGGCUUCACGCAGGGUGACGUGGGCCUGGCCAUGGGCAAGCUCUACGGCAACGACUUCAGCCAGACAACCAUUUCACGGUUCGAGGCCCUCAACCUGAGCUUCAAGAACAUGUGCAAACUCAAGCCCCUCCUGGAGAAGUGGCUCAACGACGCAGAGACUAUGUCUGUGGACUCAAGUCUGCCCAGCCCCAACCAGCUGAGCAGCCCCAGCCUGGGUUUCGACGGGCUGCCCGGCCGGAGACGCAAGAAGAGGACCAGCAUCGAAACAAAUGUCCGCUUCGCCUUAGAGAAGAGUUUUCUAGCGAACCAGAAGCCUACCUCAGAGGAGAUCUUGCUGAUCGCCGAGCAGCUGCACAUGGAGAAAGAAGUGAUCCGCGUCUGGUUCUGCAACCGGCGCCAGAAGGAGAAACGCAUCAACCCCUGCAGCGCGGCCCCCAUGCUGCCCAGCCCCGGGAAGCCGGCCAGCUACAGCCCCCAUAUGGUCACACCCCAAGGGGGCGCAGGGACCUUACCAUUGUCCCAAGCUUCCAGCAGUCUGAGCACAACAGUUACUACCUUAUCCUCAGCUGUGGGGACGCUCCACCCCAGCCGGACAGUCGGAGGGGGUGGGGGUGGGGGCGGGGCCGCGCCCCCCCUCAAUUCCAUCCCCUCUGUCACUCCCCCACCCCCGGCCACCACCAACAGCACAAAUCCCAGCCCUCAAGGCAGCCACUCAGCUAUCGGCUUGUCAGGCCUGAACCCCAGCACGGGAAGCACAAUGGUGGGGUUGAGCUCCGGGCUGAGUCCAGCCCUCAUGAGCAACAACCCUUUGGCCACUAUCCAAGCCCUGGCCUCUGGUGGAACCCUGCCCCUUACCAGCCUUGAUGGCAGCGGGAACCUGGUGCUGGGGGCAGCUGGCACAGCCCCAGGGAGCCCUGGCCUGGUGACUUCGCCACUCUUCUUGAACCAUGCCGGGCUGCCCCUACUCAGUGCCCCACCUGGAGUGGGCCUGGUCUCUGCAGCGGCUGCAGCCGUGGCAGCCUCCAUCUCCAGCAAAUCUCCUGGCCUCUCCUCAUCCUCUUCAUCCUCCUCAUCCUCUUCUUCCUCCUCCACUUGCAGUGAGGCAGCAGCACAGACCCCUGGAGGCUCAGGAGGACCCGAGGCAGGGUCCAAGCCUGAGUGAGGGCCUGCCAUGCCUCUCCUCCCACUCCUCUGACCCCCACUUAGGUCCCUUGCCUGGGAAGAGGGCGAGGAGGCCAGCGAUGGGGAUGCAGAGUGUCCUUGGAGCAGGAGUGACAAGGGAGGAAAGACCAAAAAAUAGAAACAACCCAACCAACCAAAAAAAAAAAAAAAAAGUAAAGAAACCAACAAAAAAGAAAACCAAAAAUAAUCACAACAGAAACCAGCGGUCCAAAGGAACCAGAGGUGAAAACAAAGAAAACCAAAAACAAACCAACCCCCCCCCCCAAAUCAAACAAACCAAAAACCAGUUGCGAGCCAGACCUCAGUGUGCUCACCCUCACUGCUAUGACACCAAAUACUAACCCCAGCCAGGGGCGGAGGAGUCUCCAGUAGGUCGGACCUUACACACGAGCCCUGGCUGUGGGGCAAACCCCCAACCCUGCCUCCCCCAGUGGGGGCUAGAGAAGGAAAAAGAGAAUAUACAGCUUCCUGGCUCCAGCCUCCAGCCCUGGGCCAGCGAAGACAGGGCACAGCCUAGGGAAGAUGGGCUGGGACUCAGAACCACCUGCCAAAUGUUCUUUUCUAGAAGGUGAAAGAGAAAGGGCCUGAACAACUUUACACCAAAUAUUCAGUAGCUUCAUCCAAAGGAUGUACAGAAUUUUUAGCGUUAUGCUCAACAGAAUGUGUCCCUACCAUGUGUUCCCCCUCUCCCUGGCCCCCCACUUCUCCGCAUCUGGGCAGGGGGUCUCGCUUUAACCUUCUCCCUCCUCCCAGCCAGGGGAGAGUUCAGGGGGAGGCCUGGGGAUGACUUUUCAUCCCCUGUUUCUCCCCCUCUUCUCCCUUGAAGGGUGGGCUAGGCCAUUUUGCCAAGUUGUAGCUCUCAUGAGUCCCUCUUCACCCUCCUCUGCUCUAGAAUCUACCCCCUUCCCAGCCCAUGGAAAUGUGGGAGUUCCAGGCAAGAGGGGAUGAGGUGAGGGCAUUCAAGUCGUCUUUUUUUUUUUUCCAUCUUGUCUGUCAGUUUCCCUGAAAAAAAAAAAAAUUCAUAUUCCAGUGCCUAUCCGUGGGAUCCUUCACGUUCUUUGACAUUAACCAGAAACCAAAAAGAACUCACCUCACUCUUCCCACCCUGUGCCCCCCUGAUACUGCUGAAUGCCUCCACCCCACAUGCACAUACACUCAAGCACCCCAGUGGUGGGGGUUCUCAAGAUGGUGUCCCCAUCAGGGUUCCUGUGGCAGGGACAGUGCCAUGACCUAUGGUCCCCAUCUGAGAGGGCACAGUGGUGGCCACCUCUCCCACGAGACCUCCACAAGUCUUGGCUGGACCCUGUGUGUGCCCAGCCCUGGAUUCGUCUCAGCAGUGGACAGAGGAGAGAUGCCCUUGGGAGCCACCUCACCCUUCUGCUAUUGCAGAGGCCAACGAAGUUUUGAACCAAAAAACAAAACCAGAAAACCAAACAAACAAUAAAUUUAAACUAGAAAAAGAAAGAAUUUAUAGAUAUAUAUAUAUAUAUAUAUAAAGGGAAAGAAGAUGAGGACUCUUCAAGAAUAAGAAGGAGUCGCGAGGUGGAGCCAAGCCCCUGCACCAGUGGUCCAGGCCCUUGGUCCCCAGCGCGAAUGGAAGGAUGGAUGCUUCUUUCUCUUCAUAAAUACCUCAUGGACGUCGUCUUCGGGAAAGCCGGAGGGAGGCGGCUGGGGCAGGGCCUGUCCCUCAGCCAGGGCUGAUGGAAGCGGGUGGGUGGGGCUGAGUGAGGGUGUCAGGGACAGGGGUGAAAAGCCCCAAACUCCCCGCCCCCCCAAUCAACUGAAAAAGCUUUAAAAAAAAAAAAGACAGGAAGAAAAAGGAGUAAGAGCAAAAAGAAUGGACGAAGGAAAACU
This is a messenger RNA of Nycticebus coucang (slow loris), 4168 nucleotides long. It is a transcript of the gene POU2F2, whose product is annotated as POU class 2 homeobox 2. The record is from RefSeq and is a predicted model, not a curated record. Gene Ontology annotation, molecular function: DNA-binding transcription factor activity, RNA polymerase II-specific; RNA polymerase II cis-regulatory region sequence-specific DNA binding. The transcript has 17 exons. Gene Ontology annotation, cellular component: nucleus. Gene Ontology annotation, biological process: regulation of transcription by RNA polymerase II. Lineage: Eukaryota; Metazoa; Chordata; Mammalia; Primates; Lorisidae. Bases 180 to 2294 code for a protein of 704 amino acids.